This is a messenger RNA of Bombus pyrosoma, 2807 nucleotides long. It is a transcript of the gene atl, whose product is annotated as atlastin. Gene Ontology annotation, molecular function: GTPase activity; GTP binding. Lineage: Eukaryota; Metazoa; Arthropoda; Insecta; Hymenoptera; Apidae. The record is from RefSeq and is a predicted model, not a curated record. Bases 197 to 2095 code for a protein of 632 amino acids. Gene Ontology annotation, biological process: endoplasmic reticulum organization; protein homooligomerization. The transcript is spliced from 8 exons.
UAUUUCUAGUCGGCUGGCAUGUUCGAGUUAGUGUUGGAUCGUGUGCGCAUCGAGCACCUGUGCGUGUCGGUACAGCCUCGUUUUCUCGCUCGUUCCGCGGACUCGCGAUUCCCUUUUUCAGUUGACGAGUGAGGAACGCCGAAAGAAGAGGCUGCUGAAGCCGUUGCAUCGAAUGUGAAAAACGAGCCACGGCAACAUGAGCGACAAGAGGAAGGUACCGUCCAGCUGGAAAAGGCAAGAAGAACAGAGCAACAGGCCCAAGGACCCGGUCAGGCCACCGAGGACAAGGACGCAACAGGCUCGUCACAAUGCAGCUAUCGAUCGACACGACAAUCGCGUCAAGAAAGUCCCGAUGACGACCCUCGAUGAAAACGUGAACCGUGUUCCACGGGUGUACACAAACGAACGAGAGGAAGAAGAUCGAUCUGGUUGGCAAGAAAAAAUAGAACGUCUUUCAAUGGAUAGUCAGGACAAAAAGACAUCGGAUGUAGGACAACCUGUACAGAUUGUACUUGCUCAUCCAGACCAUAGUUUCGAAUUAAACGAAGAAGCCUUGUCAAAAAUUCUCCUUGACAAUGAUAUUAAGAAUAGGAGUGUUGUUGUUGUGUCAGUAGCAGGUGCUUUCAGGAAAGGCAAAAGCUUUCUACUUGACUUUUUCUUGCGAUACAUGAACAGUCAGUAUAAUAAUAAUAACCAGACGGAUUCUUGGUUGGGCAAAGAUGAUGAACCACUGAGUGGAUUUUCAUGGAAAGGAGGCUCUGAAAGAGACACAACAGGGAUAUUAAUGUGGUCAAAAGUUUUUUGCGGUACUUUACCGGAUGGUGAAAAAGUUGCUGUGAUUUUAAUGGAUACACAAGGUGCUUUCGAUAGCCAGUCCACAGUGAAGGACUGUGCGACUGUGUUUGCUCUAAGUACAAUGUUGUCAUCCGUACAAAUUUAUAAUCUAUCACAAAACAUCCAAGAGGAUGAUCUUCAGCACUUGCAACUUUUUACGGAAUAUGGCAGGCUGGCGUUACAAAAAUCUGGAGUCACACCGUUCCAGAAGUUACAAUUCUUAGUGAGAGAUUGGAGUUACCCAUACGAAGCACCUUAUGGUUCAGAAGGUGGAAAAGAGAUACUGAACAGAAGAUUAGAAAUCUCCGACAAACAACAUCCAGAAUUGCAAAAUCUGAGAAUGCAUAUUAAGUCUUGCUUCUCGGAAAUAUCUUGUUUUCUAAUGCCACAUCCAGGCCUGAAUAUUGCCACUAAUCCUCGUUUCGAUGGUAGAUUAUCGGAAAUUCAACCAGAAUUUAAGGAACAGCUCAAAGUGCUCAUACCGGUGUUAUUAGCUCCAGAGAAUUUAGUUCCAAAGAAAAUCGAUGGUCAACUUGUGAAAGCAAGGGAUUUGUUGGAAUAUUUCAAAAGUUAUAUGAAAAUUUACAAAGGAAACGAGCUUCCAGAACCAAAAAGUAUGUUAGUGGCAACAGCAGAGGCAAAUAAUUUGGCUGCGGUAACGGAAGCGAGAGAAUUUUAUAUACGAUUAAUGGAAGAUGUCUGUGGAUCAAGAAAACCAUAUUUAACAACAGCGCGUUUAGAGACCGAGCAUACACGUUGUAUGGAUAAAGCUAUGUGCAUAUUUCAAAAUAAAAGGAAAAUGGGCGGAGAUGCAUUUAGUCAAACCUAUAUGAAAAAAUUAUGUGAGGAUAUGGAUAAAGCGUUUGUUCACUUUAAAGCACAAAAUGAAAGUAAAAAUGUUUUCAAAUCAACACGAACCGCAGGAGUAUAUGGUGCAAUUGUUGCCAUCAUGUACUUUUUAUCCUCAGUAUUUGCUUUUACUGGCUUAUAUUUGCUAGCAAAUAUUUGUAACUUCAUCAUGUGCAUCUGUAUAUUAACCCUCAUGUUGUUGGCAUAUAUUAGGUACAGUGGUAAUUACGACACACUUGGGGUAGUAAUAGAUGAAGUGGCAAACACUUUAUGGAAUAAUUUAAUUAAACCAGUCUAUCAACAAUUUGUGGAGAAGUCAGUGUCUGUAGCAGUGGCUCAAGCUGCUGAAAUGGCUACAAAUACAACAAUGAAUGCCACUGCCACUGCCAAUGGCAAGCCUAAACUAUCAUGAUGUUCAUUCCCUUUGUGUCCCAAUUUCGCAAGUGCAUUAGAAACAUACAUCAAUGUAUUAAAACCAGUAAGUGACAUAACAAAAUUUCAUUGUCUUGACCAUGUAAUAUGAGGCCAUAAAUAGCUUUUUCUUUGUUAAGUCACAAGGAGAUACUGUACGUUACAUAUUUUAAUUUAAAGUGACUAUGAAUGUAUAUACAAUAUAUUUUGAUUACAAUUCCUUGCUAGAUUGUUGAAAAUCAUCAUUAUUAGUAUUGUCUAUGAUUGAUAUUACAUUUGUUAGAAAAAUAAAAUUCCAUAGUUACUGGUAAAGAUUAUAGUUUGCAUAAAAGCUAUUGUUCUGGGGUUGUUAAUGUUUAUCAUCAAUUUUAAUUUUUUUUAUAUUGAAAUAUAUGGAUAUAUAUACAUACAUAAAAAACAAAGUGUAAAGAAGUCUUUAGAAACAAAUACGUCUACAUUUUUUUUGAUAAUAUUCAAUUCAUAUUUAACUUUUUAGUUAGAGGAAUAUACGUACUUAAACGCAUUUCAAGAUCACAAGGAAACGUGGUAAAAUAUUUUUGAAACGAAAUUUUAAUAAGACACACUUUGUAUAUUUAUGCAUUAUUCUAUGUAUAUGUACUAACAUACCUAAAUUAUAUCUGUGCCAGAUUUACCCUACAUCAGUUACUAUUGUAUUGUUUAAUUUUUUUUAAUAAACUGAAGUGUAAAUACUA